AGCGUACAUCCUAGAGAGAAGCGGGGAGGAUGGAGAGCAAAGAUGGAGAAGCGAGAUGAGGACAGAACAAUUUUGCGCAUGUCAAACACCCUCCGAGUUGACGCAGUGUUUUAGUGUCCAAAGCACUCUACCGCCAUGUCUUUCUAAACUCGAUCACGACUUAAAAAAUGUGGCGUUCGAGUAUCGCUCUGUGCAUAAUAUUAUGUUAUUAUUUCCAUUUAACGACGUCACUACCUGCUAUCAUUAAAUUAGGUGGUCUUUUUGAUACCAAAGAUGAAGAACAAGAGUGGGCAUUCAAGACUGCUAUCGAUGAUAUCAAUAAUGAUAAAAGCACUCUACUUCCAAGAACCCAGCUGAAGGCUGUAGUAGAACGAAUAGGACCGGAUGACAGCUUUAGAGCCACAAAAAAAGUAUGUAGCUUGUUGCAGCAAGGCAUAGCUGGUAUAUUUGGUCCCCAAUCUGAUGUCACCAGCAUGCACGUUCAAGCAAUAUGUGAUGCCUUGGAUGUGCCUCACGUGGAAACACGCUGGGAUUUCCAAUCGCAAAGAGACGAUUUAUCUAUUAAUUUAUUUCCGCGGCCUUCCGUCCUGAGUCGUGCCUAUGUGGAUUUAGUGGACGGAUGGAAAUGGACAGAAUUCUCUCUAGUCUAUGAAGAACCGGAAGGCAUCAUACGCCUUCAAGAUUUCCUGAAGGAAGCACAGAGGAAACGCUGGAAAGUCAAUCUCUAUCAGUUUCAACCAUCCGAACCUUACCGAGAUUUAUUUUGGUCGAUUAAGAAAGAGAGGAAUAUCAUCUUGGAUGUUAAACGGGAAAAUAUUGAAAUCGUCCUGAAACACGCUCAACAAGUCGGGAUGAUGACCGAAAAUCACGCCUACCUCAUCACUUCUCUAGAUUUUCACACUAUCGAUUUGGAAGAUUUUCGUUACGGAUACACUAAUAUUACCGGAUUCCGUCUAGUGAAAACCGAAAGCCAAGAAUAUGAAAAUUUAUAUAAAGGAUUGAAGAGGAACAGAACGAAUCAAUCAGAAAAUAUCAGAACAGAGACUGCUCUUAUGUACGACGCGGUGAAGUUAUUUGCUAUGGCAUUGCAAGAUUUAGAUGCGAGUAGAACGAUAGAUUUCCCCUCAAUUUCGUGUGAAAAUGGUGUUAGAGGAUCAGACGGAACGAGUAUUAUUAACUAUAUGAAACCCAUAAGCUUACAAGGCUCUACGGGAAAAGUUUCUUUCGAUUCUCAAGGAUUUCGGUCGUCCGAAUUUGUUUUAGAUAUUCUGCAUUUGACAAAAGAAGGUGUUGUAAAGAUUGGUCACUGGACUCCAGAAGCUGGGGUACAUAUUGUUCGUCACGACGUAUCGCACGUUUUCGAUUACGAUCGAAUUAGAAAUAAAACACUGAGAGUAACUACAGUUCAAAACGACCCGUACGUAAUGUUAAAAGAAUCCAUAGAUACAUUGAAGGGUAACGAUCGAUACGAAGGUUUCUGUAUAGAUCUGAUCAACAAGUUAGCUGAAGAUUUGCAUUUUAACUACGAAAUACGAGAAGCUGAAGAUGGACAGUAUGGCAAAAAAGAAGACGACGGAUGGAAUGGAAUGAUUAGAGAAUUAAUAGACGGGAAAGCGGAUGUGGCAUUAGUAGAUCUGACAAUCACUUCUUCCAGAGAAGAAGUAGUAGAUUUUACUAUGCCUUUUAUGACGACGGGAAUUAGUAUUUUAUAUAAAAAAUCGACUACGAAAGUCACUACUCUUUUCUCGUUUCUCUCACCAUUUUCUAUGGAAGUUUGGGUUUACGUUAUGGGAGCGUAUUUGGGCGUAUCUGUGACUCUAUUUUUGGUCGGUCGCUUGAGCCCUUACGAGUGGGAUAAUCCUCAUCCGUGUCGCCAGGACGAUCAAGUUUUGGAGAAUAGUUUUAGUUUACUCAACAGCAUGUGGUUUACUAUAGGAUCACUUAUGCAGCAAGGAUCUGACGUAGCGCCUAAAGCCAUGUCUACUCGAACGAUUGCUGGAAUCUGGUAUUUCUUUACGCUAAUUAUGAUAUCAUCUUACACUGCUAAUUUAGCCGCUUUCUUGACUGUUGAAAAUUCGGUCGAUCCUUUCACUAAAGCCGAAGAUUUAGUAGAUCAAACGGAAAUUAAAUAUGGUUGUGUUAGGAGCGGAUCUACAAAAACGUUUUUCGAGGAAACUCAAGUACCAGCUUAUAAAAAACUAGGAGAAGUUAUGAAAAAAAAUCCAGAUUAUUUAGUGGACAACAAUAAUAAUGGAGUAGAACGAGUCCUUCAAGGAAAUUAUGCUUACUUUAUGGAAUCUGCUAGUAUCGAGUACAAGAAAGAAAGAGAAUGCAACUUAACUAACAUAGGUGGGCUCUUGGACAAUAAAGGAUACGGAAUUGCUACACAAAAUGGUUCUCAUUAUCGGACUAUAUUGUCUAAUGGCAUUCUCAAGUUGCAAGAAGCGGGUGUCCUGUUACAAUUGAGAGAUCGCUGGUGGAAACAAAAAAGAGGCGGAGGGAGAUGCAGCGAUGAAAGUAAAAAGUCUUCCAGUAAUGUUAAUGAAUUAGGUUUAGGUAAUGUCGGUGGCGUAUUUGUGGUCCUGCUAGUUGGUCUCGGAAUGGCUACGGUCGUUGCUAUUUUGGAAUUUUUAUGGAAAGCCCGAAAACAAUCAGCAACCGAAAGGGAAUCUAUAUGCAAAGAAAUGUUCCGAGAACUAAAGUUUGCUCUCUCGUGUCAAAGUUCAACAAAACCCGUUCAUAAAAAAUCAGUGUCCGAGAAUAACGAUUUUCGAAUAUCUGGUUUUACACCCGAAUAUUAAAAAAAAACUCAUUUUCUAAUUUAAUCAUCAAUAGAUAAGAUAGUUUUGAAUUAUAGUAAUGUUCUAAUAAUUUCAUCAUCGCGCAAGAUUUGUGUAACAAAAUUUGUGAAAAGUUUUAUUAUUAUAUUUAACUGUUUUGUCGAUAUCGUUAUUAAGUUUGACAAUAACUAUUGUUCCCGCUGGUUCAUAUAUUAUAUCAUUAUUUGGACCGCACGUUCUCUUUUCAUAAAACAAAAUGAGCAACACUUUUACAUACAGGCUUAAAAGCCUCUCGGCCCCGCUCAUCCUGAGUAGACAAAUCAAAUUAUAUUAGAGCUCAACAAUAAGGAGAGGAAGAAAACCAUAAAGAAAACCACGAACAAAAUAACAAUUUAUUCAUCCGUCCAACACAACUUUCGGCGUUGUGUGCCAUUUUGUGAUUUUAUAUAGUUCCAGUUUUGUAGAUUUAAUUAAAUCUUUCAUAUAUAAGCUGUCCUGCUGGUUAUUAAAUACCAAAAUUGUGACUGAAUUGUAUCGGUAGUUUAUCAAAUUGUGUGUAACUAGACAUCUAUGCAAAUUAUAGGAUUAUGUUUUACUUUGUAUAUAGUAAUUGAUUACCUUUGCACAAACGUGGCCUAACUUGCAUAGAUUUCUGUUUUCUUUUCUUUUCUUUUUUAAAUCAUAGUCCGUUAGAUAAUUAUCUAAAUUGUGGUAUUAGUGAAAAUAAUUUUUUGCAAAUUAUGUGGUUGUGUUAAAAAAAUAAAAAUUAUAC
Centruroides sculpturatus (bark scorpion) is the source of this 3552-nucleotide messenger RNA. Its product is annotated as glutamate receptor ionotropic, kainate 2-like. The record is from RefSeq and is a predicted model, not a curated record. The transcript is spliced from 15 exons. NCBI's taxonomy places the organism in Eukaryota, Metazoa, Arthropoda, Arachnida, Scorpiones, Buthidae. Gene Ontology annotation, cellular component: postsynaptic membrane; plasma membrane. Bases 168 to 2801 code for a protein of 877 amino acids. Gene Ontology annotation, molecular function: transmitter-gated monoatomic ion channel activity involved in regulation of postsynaptic membrane potential; glutamate-gated receptor activity. Gene Ontology annotation, biological process: modulation of chemical synaptic transmission; synaptic transmission, glutamatergic; monoatomic ion transport.